Molecule: messenger RNA, 906 nt
Organism: Schizosaccharomyces osmophilus
Lineage: Eukaryota; Fungi; Ascomycota; Schizosaccharomycetes; Schizosaccharomycetales; Schizosaccharomycetaceae
Gene: cbr1
Product: NADH-dependent reductase for Dph3, Cbr1
Exons: 1
Coding region: 1-906 (301 amino acids)
Molecular function (GO): oxidoreductase activity
Source: RefSeq, a predicted model, not a curated record
AUGUCGAAGGAAUCACUUUUAAGCACUCCUUUGCACGGUGUAUAUAUUCCUGCAUUUUUAAUUGUCUUCGGAACGUUUGUGGUAAAACGUGAAUGGAUAGGUUAUUCAGUCCUACUUGCCUUUGCCUUGGGCUUUCAUAAGUUUUGGCGUGGACGUAUUCGAAGAGUUUUGAAUAAUAAAAUUCAAUACUUUGAAUUAAGUGACAAAGCUGUUUUAAACCAUAACACUGCAAUUUAUCGCUUCCGACUUCCCCGUUCUCACGAUGUCCUUGGUUUACCAGUUGGACAGCACUUAACGGUAGUCGUUGAUGUUGAUGAAAAACAGCAUUCUCGAUCUUAUACCCCCUUGUCCUCAGAUGCUGACAAAGGUUACUUUGACUUGCUUGUAAAGGCAUAUCCCGAUGGCAUCGUCAGUAAGAAGAUUUCGGAGCUGAAAGUAGGUGAAAGGAUUGGCGUCCGAGGCCCCAAGGGAAAUUGGAAGCAUCAAGUCGGUCUUGCUCGCCAUUUUGGUAUGAUUGCUGGAGGUACUGGUAUCACUCCUAUGCUUCAGAUUAUCCGUGCCGUUCUUUCUAAUCCUGAAGAUCCUACUCAAAUUACUCUUUUAUAUGCAAAUGUUUCUGAAAAGGAUAUAAUUCUUCGCGAUGAAAUUGAAGCUUUAGCUAAGAAGGAUCCCAGAUUUACGGUAGAGCAUGUUCUUAAUAAUCCACCAGAAAACUGGACUGGCGCCGUUGGUUACGUUACUGAAGAGUUGAUUAAGCACCACUUCCCCGCUCCUUCUGCUGACUCAAAAAUUCUCAUCUGCGGACCAACACCCAUGGUCAAUGCUGUUCGCCAAGCUACCGUCUCAUUAGGAUACGAGAAGGCUCGUCCAAUCUCCAAGAUUGAAGAUCAAGUGUACGUCUUUUAA